AUGAACAGAACCUCCUGUUAUAGAGACGACAGUCUGAUGUCGAGGCAGAUGUUGUCGAAGUCGAAGUCGAUAAGGGUUCGGAAUGGUUCGGGAAGGCCAAACCAGAACUGGACCGUUUGGGAAGACCUAGAACCGAGAACCGUUUUCUGGUCUGGUUCUAGCUGGCGCAAGAACCAUGGACCGAACCGCGGAGAACCGGACCAAAAGUCCGGUUCGAACCAUGGUUCUGGACCGGACCGCGGCAGCACUAGUAUCUACGAGCAUGUGUUCAUGCAGGGGCCAGGAGAUAUGGACACGCUUGAGACUGAAGCCUUCGCCAAGUUGCUUGUCUCGUGCACGGAGGUCCAUGACGACGGCACAGUCCUUUUCCGACUUUUCAAGGAUUUUAUCAUCGACCCAUCUACUCCCCGCGAGCGCAUAGUCACUCACAACAACAAUGAGUGGCUCAUGAUCAAUUACCUCCAGCAGCAGUAGUUCCCACUGAUUUUUUUUUUUCAAGUUGCUGU
Suillus discolor is the source of this 506-nucleotide messenger RNA. RefSeq lists its product as uncharacterized. The transcript is spliced from 2 exons. NCBI's taxonomy places the organism in Eukaryota, Fungi, Basidiomycota, Agaricomycetes, Boletales, Suillaceae. Bases 1 to 474 code for a protein of 157 amino acids. The record is from RefSeq and is a predicted model, not a curated record.